AUGGCGCUGUGGGUCCUUGUCCUUGCCGUGCUUUUCGUCGAGAGCGCAAUGUCGCAGCGGACCAUCGACGGCCUCUCGGAACAGGCGUUGCCGAGCCCGUCGGGCGUCGUCGGCCAGCCUUCUGACGGAGAGUCGGCGACUUCAGCGGUCCCUUUCCAGAAUGUCGCCGCGCCUGCAGGAACAUCGGAGAGCGGGGACGGUGCCGAUGGCGAAUCGGUAGACGAGCCGGCACCGAACGUGGAGGCCCUCGUGCAGGACACUAUAGACGCCGCGUAUAGAAAGGCGCUGCCCAUGGUGACCAAGUUCGGCUUUGACCCCGCUGUCUCGGGCGAGUGCUCGCAAAGCCUGCUCAAGAUGGCCCUGGCCUUCCGCCGCCUGGAACCGUGGGCGAUACGCAUGCUGGACGCCUCGGGCAAAGUGGCGUCGGGUCUGCUGAUGGGCACACUCGGAGACUUGGGCAACUUCGACGAGUGCCUCGCUACCACCGUAGAAAACAUGUACGGUGAGCAAGACUUCACCGGCCGUUUCUGCACCGUCUACAUGAACUUCAAGAACAACACCUUCGUCGUCAAAAUGGUGGCCAGGUUCCAGGAAAAGGGAUACCUCAGGGACUACAAGAACCCACUCAAUUGGAUUAAGAACAAGAUGGCCCACGGCGUCCGACAGUCGGCGUGCAUUCCUUCCACCUGUUCGGCAGAGGACCUUGCGUACAUCAUGAACACACUUGGCAAGAAAAUAGGAAUGAAGGCCCACGUACGCGGCUGCAAGGCUAAGGGUGAAACAAAGAUCCUCGGUUGGCAGGCUGGCAUACUGUACACCCUGGCUACUGUUGCGGUUCUGGUAGUGGCUGGCACAAUGGCUGAUGUUGCGUUACGGACUGUUCUCAAGAAAAAAAUGCACGGGAAAAGAAAAGGUCACCUGCGCAAUGUGGCAUUGGGUUUCUCGAUCAUUUCCAACACCGAGAAAUUGCUCAAGACAGACCCAAGCGACCCCGCUGACUCAAAGCUGAUGUUUGUGCACGGAAUUCGGUUCUACAGCUCAACAUGGGUGAUGCUAGGCCAUGCUUUUCUCAUCGCAGACCCAACAGCCACUGGGUCCUUAAUGAACGUCGUGGAUCUCGUGGAAGAUUUCAUGACCACACUUAUAGCGAACGCUUUCCCUUCAGUUGAAACAUUCCUAUUUAUCAGUGGCUUUCUGCUAUCGUACAACGUGCAAAAAUCGUUAAGGAAAAAAACGAGGCUUAUUUUUUGGGUACCGCUGAUUAUCCUUCGUCGCUACAUAAGGCUGACAGUGCCUGCCAUGUUUGUGGUAGGAGUCUGGCUCCUGCUACCACUUAUGGCUGAUGGUCCCGUGCUCAACGAUUACAAGGCCACGUUCCUGGACACCUGCCAACAAAGAUGGUGGACUGUCUUGCUGCACACUAACAAUUUCUCCCCUUUUCUUCAGAUGUGCCUGGGACACCUGUGGUACAUCAACAUAGACUUUCAGCUCUAUGUAGCCUUGCUGUUUAUCCCCCUGGUUAUGAUACGACGACCGUAUCUAGGAGCACUAUUGGCAGCCUUGCUGACGGUAGUGUCGUCCGCUUACACUGGUGUAGUAAGUUAUUUAAACAACUAUCAGCCCACUGUGAUCUUCACCCACACGGAUGUCAGUUACACCAUUGGAACUGCUAACCAAAUCUACUUCAAGCCAUUCGCUCACGUCGGCUCCUUCUGUAUCGGCGUUCUGCUGGGCUACUACAUCUACGUCGCCCCGAAGAUGAAGCUCUCUAAGCCUGUGCAGGCACUGUGCUGGUGCGCUGCGACCGCGUGCAACCUGGCCAUUGUGUUCGCGCCACACAAGUGGUACACGGACCACACGUACUCCAUCGAGCGACCCGAGUGCUUGCUCUUCGCCGCCCUCCAUCGUGUCGCCUGGACACUUGGCGUCGCCUGGCUUGUGCUCGCCUGCGCCACGGGCCGCGGAGGCAUCGUGAUGUCGUUGCUGUCGUGGCCAGCGCUGGUGCCCCUGAGCCGGCUGUCGUAUGGAGCGUUCCUGUCACACGUGGUCAUUUUGAUGGCGCAAGUGAUGACCAGCCGGGAGAGAGUCGCCUACACCUACAUUGUCAAGACGAUGAACUACCUGGCGGUGGUGAUGGCGUCGUACCUGUGUGCCUACCUGCUGUACCUGUUCUGCGAAGCUCCCGUGGCGACGCUUGAGCGUACGCUGCUGGGAGGCAUCGGAAACCCGCGCCGAGGCUCUCCUGUUGCCGCCUCAGGCCUGACCGUGGUGGUCCCCAAGGCGGUGGAUCAGCAUACCGGCUCCGGCCUCUGCGAAGUCCCGGCUAGCUUAGCCGCACCUACGACGAACGGUGCGGCCGAAGAGUGCACCCAGAGGAGUCAUCUCUGACCUGUUCGUCUCGCACCAGCUCUCAAACAUGCCAAAUAGGUGCAAAAGCUUAUCAAGCAGAACGCUGCGAGAGAGCGACAGGAGCGGCCA
Molecule: messenger RNA, 2478 nt
Organism: Rhipicephalus sanguineus (brown dog tick)
Lineage: Eukaryota; Metazoa; Arthropoda; Arachnida; Ixodida; Ixodidae
Product: nose resistant to fluoxetine protein 6
Exons: 15
Coding region: 1-2388 (795 amino acids)
Molecular function (GO): acyltransferase activity, transferring groups other than amino-acyl groups
Source: RefSeq, a predicted model, not a curated record